Molecule: messenger RNA, 1566 nt
Organism: Bacillus rossius redtenbacheri
Lineage: Eukaryota; Metazoa; Arthropoda; Insecta; Phasmatodea; Bacillidae
Product: ribosomal protein S6 kinase beta-2-like
Exons: 2
Coding region: 1-1566 (521 amino acids)
Biological process (GO): protein phosphorylation
Molecular function (GO): ATP binding; protein serine/threonine kinase activity
Source: RefSeq, a predicted model, not a curated record
AUGUUUCGUGGAGUGAGAGUUCCCGUGGCGGCCGGCAGCGCGGAGAGAUUCGAGGUGCUGAAGGUGCUGGGUCGCGGCGCCUUCAGCACGGUGCACCUGGUGCGCAAGGUCGGCGGGGAAGACGACGGGCGCAGCUACGCCCUGAAGGAGCUGCCGAAGGGGCAGUACAGGACCCAAGAGGCGCUGUCCAGGUUCCUCCUGAAGGAGCGGCGAGUGCUGGAGGCUGUCGGCGAGGCGCCCUUCCUCCUGCACCUGCACUACGCCUUCCAGACGGAGGAGGCGGCCUUCUUGGUGGUCGACCACGCGGCGGGAGGCGACCUCACCGCCGUGCUGGAGGACCUGGGGUUCCUGGCGGAGGACCAGGCCCGCCUGGUGCUUGCCCAGCUCUUCACGGCCCUGGACACCCUCCACUCGCUCGGCGUGAUCCACCGCGACGUGAAGGCCGACAACGUGCUGGUGGACGGCGAGGGCAACGUGGUGCUGGCCGACUACGGGCUGUGCUCGGAGCCGGCGGAGGAAGGCUGCCUCGUCGGCCGCACCAUAUGCGGGACGGUGGAGUAUAUGGCGCCUGAGGUGUUCCUCAGGCGUCCGCCCGGGUACACCGCGGCCGUGGACUUCUGGGGCGCGGGCGUGCUGGGCUUCGAGCUGCUGACGGGGAUCCUGCCCUUCGACCCCAAGUUCAAGGGCGACAGGAAGAAGACAAUUCACAAGAUCAUAAGAAAGGAGCCGAAGUACCCGCCGCGCCUGUCGCCCGAGGCGGCGGACAUGCUCAGGAGGCUCCUGAGCAAGAAGCCCCACAAGCGCCUCGGAGGGCCGGCGGCUGACCUGACGGAGGUGAAGCUGCACCCAUUCUUCCAGGACCUGGACUGGGAGGAUCUGCCGCCCCCCUUCAGGAGGAGAGAGGGGCCGGAGUGGGCUGCAGAGAGCACCGUGGACGAGGGUGCCUCAGAGGUCGGAGAGGUGCCAGUACUCAUGCGAGGACACCUGUCGGGCUUCGACUACACGUCGCCAGUCCACAGGCAGCCCUCGGCCAGACCUCAGCCCCCGUCCAGCCCCCAGCCCCCGUCUAGUCCUCGGACCCCGGCACGUCGUCCACAGCUCACGUCCAGUCCACUGCCCACGUCCAGUCCACGGCCCCCGGCAAGUCCACAGCCCACGCUCAGUCUACGGCCCAAGUCCUGUCCACUGCCGUCGUCCUGGCUUCUACCACCGUCCAGUCCACGGCCCCCGGCAGGUCCACAGCCCCCGACCAGUCUACAGUCCCUGUCCAGUCCACAGCCUGUCCCGUCGGCGACUCCGUCAGGAGUAAACAAGUCAGCUGCUGUGACCCGGGACCGUUCUUGCAAAGAAGACGAAAAUGAUGAAUCAAACAUUCAGGAAGACAAACCGAAAGGAAAUCGUUUUAAAAGAGUGGUUCAAGGAACGUCAGUCGCUCAGCGAGUGGGUGACUCGCUUCUUCACGGCAGUUCCUGGUCGAGCGGGGACUUCGAGGCGGAGGAAACGUCGGUCGCGGAGCGAGUACUGAAGAAACUUCGGUGGCUGAGCGAGCUGGAGACUCGCUGCUAA